Molecule: messenger RNA, 6294 nt
Organism: Mesorhabditis spiculigera
Lineage: Eukaryota; Metazoa; Nematoda; Chromadorea; Rhabditida; Rhabditidae
Source: the annotation of a GenBank genome assembly
AUGUUGAAGGGAAGGCCCAAAGAGGCGCUCUUCGGCUGCUUGGAGGCGCACGCCUCUAGCACCUUUUUGACGAGCCUGAAGGACUCGGUGCUGCAAAAGAAAGCUAUCAAAAUGUUGGAGAGCAAAGCACCGCUCGAGUCUGGAACUGAGCGAGCGGAGCUGCUCGCCGCGCAUUGGCAUUUGUAUCAAGCACUGCCCUGGCAUGAGGUCGCACAGCUAGAUGAGAAAGAACGUGGUGAAAGACAGGCCCUUUCAACUCCAGAGCAAUGGUUUCUGACCGGUGAGAAGCUCGUCGAGGCGCUGGCGGCUGACGCUUCAAUUUCUCGCCCAUCAGCCGUCGUAAGAUACGACAAAGAAGCCGGCCGUGCCGCUGAUGCUCGAGCCGCUAUCACCGGCAAUAAACGAUGCUGCCCCCUCUGCAUUCACAACGGUUUCGACAAAAAUACACCGAAAAACGUGCUCGAGCACACGACUCUGCACGCGCGAAUCAACCUAUUCGGCUGCCAUUGCUGCAUGCAAGCCUUCCAAUCACAAGAAGCUCUGGAAAAACACGAGUGCAAGGCCUAUCAAACAUUCCGCAAGAAAGGAGAGCUUGCACUCGUCGCCGUCAAGAUGUUUAUGAUCUGCAGCAGUUGCGGUGACUAUACGGCCUACACAAAGCAAGACAACUUCAAAACUUUUAUGAUGAACCACCCGAUGGAAGAGCUCGUCUCGGUAGCGGUUUGGUUCGAAUCUCGCGAAUUUUCUGGAAAAGCGGUCAAUGUUCGGCACGUCCCCACCUAUUGCACAGAAGUCCAGAGCUCGUGCGACAGUUGCAAAAUCGACAAAUUCGAUACGGUGCAGGAUGCCGAGGACCAUUUUCGAAGGGAGGCCCACCCGCAAGUUCCCGGCCAAAUGUGUCCAAAAUGCGAGCGCAACUUCUAUCUGCCCGCCGUUUUCCAUCGGCACCUCAUCGAAUGCCACAGCAUCCCAAGGCAAGCCAUGGCCAUGAGCGACUGGACGAGCUCCGCCGCACGCGUUGAAAAGCCUGCCAUAUUCACCGAUCUCCCGACAAUUCAACAAGGCACUCGCGGAGAGGCGGAGGUAGAAAAGGAAUUGAAGUCGCUCGCCUACCGUGCCGAAUCGAGUGCCUCCACGGAAUCCGCCGUAGCGAAGAAGAAACCUAAUGCGAAGCCGUUGGAAGCGACUGAGGGCGCGGAAAACACGACCGCCGAGAAUUGGGCGACAAAGUGGAAAGGCAACGCGCAGUUGGCGGAAAUUAUGGGCAAGCUCGGACUCGAGAAUCCGGCCGACUUUGUGAUUUUCACGGAUUUGGUGGAACAGUCAAAGGAUCAUAACCCGACAAAAGAGCCAUGCGCGAUCGUUUCCGAUCCGCCAGGCCGAUCCGAGAAAAGCCCGAUGGCCCAAGACAUCAUCAAUCGUUUCGCCGUCAACCUUGAGCUGCGCUUCGAUCGCCAAUCCAUCAAACAGGCUGACAUUGAUCACAGGAAGGUUUUCUUCUGUCUGAAGAUCACCUGCCAAGCGUUCGUGCUGGAUGAGCGAAAAAUGAGGGAGCACUUGAAGGGCUGCGACUCGGAGGCUGAUAUUGAUGACCCUUCAAAGGCGUUCCCAGUGCGCCCCCGGUCGCGAGACUUCCAUGCACGCCACUACUGCCACAAAUGCAAAUUUUCGGGCUGUUCCCUCGAUUCCCUUCGGCACCACUUCCUCAUAGCGCACCAUAUUUCGACAACUGACGUGGUCAUCGGAGUUGCCGAGCCUGCAACUGUGGAGCUGACAGCCGAUCAGAAGUUUGGGCGGUUGAUGGGCUUCCCGGUCAAGGCUGCAAAUCUCGGCCGGAAAUUGCUUCAUCUACGGCUCAGCGAUAGUGAGCGGCAACUUGAUGGGUCACUGAAAAGGCCAGCGUUAACCGAAGAACAGACUGAUCCGACACGGACUUUGAUCAAGAAGGAAGUGACCGACGAUGAUGAUUCGGACAUCGAGCCCGUCCCUCUAUCACGAUUCGGUCCGGGAGCCCCAAAGCGGCCUGGCGGAUCGCUAAGCGGUGUGGAGAAGCCGCCGGCCAAAAAGAUGAUGACCACCACAUCGUCGGCAUGCCCAAGAGAUGUCACCAAUUUGACGCAAAGCCCGUCUGCCCCAAAGAAGCUCCUAUCAUCAGCCGGGCCCUCAUCUUCGAACCGGUCUACACCUUCGCCAUUCAAGUUGUUGCCAAGGCCUCCCGCGACUCAACCUCUUCCGGUUUCACUGAGCACACCGGUGCAGAAUCAGCCGCUUCGCGGGUCGCCAACCCUUGCGGCGCCGAGCAAUGGACCUGUUGCUGCUCAAAAUACACCCGACGUGCGCAACGCCACCAAGACGCAACCCGCUCAGCCGACCGCUACCCUGACGGCCGCCCAGCAGUUGGCCCUCCAAGCAAAGGCACCACGGCCUGCCAACCCCGUUCCACAACCCUCCUCGAUCCGACAACAGACGCCGCAUCAGCCGCCCGCUUUGCCGAACACCAUCCGCAAGUCAUCGCAGGCCUCAUCUGGUUCCCAACAGCCCAGUACGUCUGCAACGCCGAUCAUGGGACUCGAGAAAAUGACGAAUCAGCUGGUCGCGGGCGCCGCUCCGCAGCCGAUUCUCCAAUGCGCAUCCGAGAGUUUGGUAACGGCCAAUCGAACACCUUCGCCGGUCGCUGGGCCCUCUACGAGCCGACGAUCUGAGCCCGAGCCGGCAUCUCGAUCCGACACGAUCGUGCUAUCGGAUGAGGAUGACGAGGUGAUCUGUUUGAGCGACAGCCCGCCAGAAUCACCUCCUGCCACUUCACCGCCACAGCUCGACACCAAGCCGCUCACGCCCAAGCAACAGCCACCCGGAACUUUCAGCCAUGAUGACGGCCAAGCCAUUACAAUCGCUGACUCGCCACUGCCGAUUCGCGAGGUGCGCCAGGAGCCGACCGUGACAAAGGAGGAACCCGUCCCAACAUCCUCAGUUCCGGAUGACAGCGACGAUGAAGUUAUGGAAAUAGUGCCCGAGGAACCGCGAGCCCGGGUCCCGAUCAUGGACGAGGACGGCACAAUCGUUGGCUAUGAAGACCCGACCGCUCCACCGACGGCCGGCACCAACGCGAAUCGUAGACGAAUCACCUGUCCCCACUGCCAGAGCAGCACCUUUAUCUCGAAAACCGGCUUGGAUCAUCAUGUUAAAACGGCUCAUUCGUUGUCGUUCGGUCUGCCGUUGAUCCGUGGAAAGGCGUUCUAUGUUUGCCUCCACUGCCGGCGCGCCUACGAAAACCAGAUGAAGCUGAUCAGCCAUGAUUUGUUGCUGCACGUGGAGCACCCCCACCUGACGUGUCCGAGUUGCUCCGUCUUCCCCCUAAACUCGUCCACCCAGGCGACCCACGUCAAAUCCCAUUUUCUGGACGCACACGACCCGGGGUUCACGCAUUACACCUGUUUCGACCAUGAACUCAUCUUUGGCGAUGAAAAAGACGUCCUGCUCCACCAGGCCAUCGACCACGGUAUUGAUCUGCUGUUCGUGUGCAAGAAGUGCCGGCUGGCAGGGUUGGAUGGCGUCACAAUGUACCGCCACGUCCUCAACUGCAAGGUGUCGCUGAAGGGCGGAACACGCUUCUACACGUCCACCGUCCAAUUUUUGGCCGCCUACCCGGCCAACGCCUUUGAGUUCUACCCGGACGAUGUGCCCACGUGGCAAAAGAUCCUUGCCAAAAACAACGAGGACGGCACUUCGCGAGACUCGUUCAAGGUGACCCAGAGGCCGGACUUGUGCAACCUAUCGUUUACCUACGAAAAAUCCCGGAUUAUGUGCUCGGAGCCGGACUGUGGGAACCUGCACUUCUUCCUGGAUGAAGCCUACACCAACGCACGAGGGCGCUUCGUUAAGGCAUUGGUGCUGGCCGCGGAGCAGAAGAUGGCAACAUUGCACAAGCCACCGCAGGUCCUCCACCCGGACCGCCAAUUGACCAAGAUGGACAAGAAGCUGGACGAUUUGCUGAGGACCAUGAGUUCGGCGGCGAUCGGAUCGCAGAGCAACGGAAGCUUCAUCGAUGCAUUGCAUGACGCCUUCAGACCUGGCCGUCGAGUCUCCAAUCCGCCCCCGUCGGCUCCCACAAGCCGCCCCCCUUCUGCAACUGCCGAAGCAGUGAACCAUGGGCCUGUCAAAUUGCAACAACAGCGGGCAAUCGCGAACGCGCCACCAGUGCGGGAUACUCCCAAGAUCACGUUGAGCUCCAAUGGCGAACGCGAUAAUGGCGAUCAGGAGCCGGGCAAGAAACUUUCGCUGCCACCCAUUCUGGAGCAAGCGCUCGGCAUCGUCCAUCCCUUCUGCCUGGUGUGCAGCGUACGGAAGCCCAGUGUGUCCGAGCUUCAGGAGUUGCCCCUCGACACUCACACGUGCCAACGGGCCGAAGCUCUUUUCCUGCAGGCGAUCCAGUUCUGCGCCAUUGUCGAGCCGGUGGUGCUGACCCAUUUUGAGAGCCUGUUUCGACUCCGCGUCGACUUUUUGAGGCGGCACGACCGGCCGAUGCAUUUGUGCCCGCGCGACUUCGGCCUCAUGACAAAGCAACCCACCGAUGAAUUGCUCAGGCGCACGGGAAACCUAGCGCUCACGUGCCUUGUCUGUCAAAAAGUGAACUUGGGCCGCGUGUUCAUCCUGCCCGGCGAGUACGCGCUCAACUGUCGCAAGCGAUUAAUUCCGCUGUUCACCGCCGAAGCGAAUGUGGGCGCUGUUGAGAUGGCCGACCGGAUAUUGAGAUCACCAACCGGCGCCUACUGCCAUUGGCAUUCUUCUGUCAAGCGAAGGUUGUCGAGCAGUUCUCAAGGAACCGAGGGGCAGCAAGGCCAGCAGCAGCCCGACAAUCAGGAUGCCGACGAUGAAGAUAUCGAAAUCAUCGAGACGCCUCCGCCAAACGUCCCCAGCACGUCGCAGGCUCCAGUGCCGCAACAACAAAAGCAAGUUGAUCCACGCCGUGACGUACAAGUCGAGCAAGUGCCCACAACAACUACCCCAGUCGCGACAACCUCUCAACAGGUACAACCACGGAUGCGCGCCGGUGUCGACAGCAUCUCGUUGCACCAGCGACAGCGCCAAAUGACUGACCUUAUGGUACAACAACAACAGCUCGUCACUCGACAACCCGGUCAGAUGCCGAUCAUGGGCCAGCAGCAGCAAGCAGCUCAAGGCGGUCAGCUGCCGAUAAUGGGCCAGCAGCAGCAGCAGCAGCAACAACAACCUGCCCAAGGCGCUCAGCCGCCCGCAAUCAGGAUGGCACCCCAACAGCAACAACGUCAAAUGGGCCUGAUGAACGUCCAGCACGGCCAGCACACCAGACCACAUCCUGCCAUGAUGGUGGGCAUGUCGCCAGCAACGCCAUUCGUGCUGCCGCAACAAAUGGCUUUCCAGUUCCAGCAGCGCAACGGGGCGCCCCCAGUCGCACAACCGCCGAUGAUGUCACCCGCGGCCUGCAUGGCCCUCUUCCAGCAACAGCAGCAGCUGCAGCGGCGCGUCUACGACCGUUGCGGGACGUGCAACCAUUCGUCUUACUCGCCGCUCGAGUCCCGUGUCCACAACAUGCGACACGCCGACGACCGCACGAGCAGAAACUUCGCCUUUUGCUUGAUCUGCCAGAAGGAGAUCCACGGCCAGCGGGAGAAGGACGUCGUCAUGCACAUGGUCAAUGCUCAUCAGCUGACCUUCCGCUUCGAGUUGAUGUGCCCGGCUCCGCGAUGCCCCAACCCGCCAGUGAACAGCUUCUUCGAGCUGCGCAACCAUCUGAAGAUGCACGUCGGCGUGUUGCCACACCGCUCUGAACACUGCCCGUUGAGCUUCCGGUUGGAGAAUUUGAAGGUGCAGCACGAGCAGGCGCAUGCCCGGGUGGGCACCGAGGCGAACUGCUGCAUGAUAUGCGGAAGCUGCCGCACUUGGUCGGAACGCCUGCCGGACGACCGGACGAUCAACCACGACGUGGUGCACGCGUUCAAGCGCUGGGUGCAGUGCCGAUCGUGCGGCUACACAUGCCAGUCAAACGAUCAGUGCGAAGAGCUGCUGAUGCACUGGAACCAACAUCACAGCCCGAGCCCGUUGCAUUGUCAGGUCUGCGACGAGCGUUUCCCAUCCCCGGGCGCCAAGCGGGACCACGUCUGGAAGGAGCACAGGAUCUUGCUGGUCGACAUGCAACAGAGCGGACAGCCAGGCGUCAUCCGCAGCAUCAACCGGAUGCCAAUCACCCUCGGGUUCAAGUCGCCGUCCCCAGACAAGCCCGAUCUGAUCUCAACAGCAACAGGACACGACGGGCCC